Molecule: messenger RNA, 1515 nt
Organism: Liolophura sinensis
Lineage: Eukaryota; Metazoa; Mollusca; Polyplacophora; Chitonida; Chitonidae
Product: iron-sulfur cluster transfer protein NUBPL-like
Exons: 10
Coding region: 122-943 (273 amino acids)
Biological process (GO): mitochondrial respiratory chain complex I assembly; iron-sulfur cluster assembly
Cellular component (GO): mitochondrion
Molecular function (GO): ATP-dependent FeS chaperone activity; ATP binding; 4 iron, 4 sulfur cluster binding
Source: RefSeq, a predicted model, not a curated record
AGUGUUGUGCGCUUUUGCGAAUUGUAAAAGUAGCCCUGUAGUUUCUUUGUCUCGGUUUUUAUCAUCUGAUGGAAAUUCAAAUGGCUCUAAAUCCCAGUUUGAAGGGAACCCGAAAUUCACAAUGAGACAAAAAGAACAGAUGUCCAAAGGACUUCCAAAGAAGUUACCUGUGGCUGGUGUUAAACAUGUGAUUGUGGUGGCUUCUGGGAAGGGUGGGGUUGGAAAGUCAACCACUGCAGUUAAUCUGGCAUUAGGGAUUGCUGCAAGUGAUACUUCUCGCAGUGUGGGUUUGCUGGAUGCAGACAUCUAUGGCCCCUCCAUACCCAAAAUGAUGAACCUGGGGGGAGGGGUGGAACUUACAGAACAGCAGUUGAUGAAACCAUUAGUGAAUUAUGGAAUUAAGUGCAUGUCUAUGGGGUUUAUGGUGGAUGAGAAGUCUCCUAUUGUCUGGCGAGGUCUGAUGGUGAUGUCAGCAAUACAAAGGUUACUUCGACAGGUGGCCUGGGGUCCUCUAGAUUACCUAGUGAUUGACAUGCCACCGGGAACGGGCGACGCCCAGCUGACUCUGUCUCAAAACAUCCCUAUUUCAGGAGCUGUUAUAGUGACGACCCCUCAGGACAUUGCUCUUCUGGAUGCGCGGAAAGGGGCAGAGAUGUUCCGUAAAGUUGAGGUCCCCGUCUUGGGCCUUGUUCAGAACAUGAGUGUAUACAUCUGCCCAAACUGUGGUCAUCAAGAACAUAUAUUUGGGCAUGGUGGAGGUCAUCGUGUGGCUAAGGACAUGGGCAUGGAUGUAUUAGGUGAUGUGCCCCUCCACUUAAGCAUCAGACAGACGUCUGACAGUGGGAAGCCGAUAGUGGUGUCUGAUCCAGACAGUCCACAGGCUAUGGCGUACAGAAGUAUAGCAGAUGAGACUAUCAAGCGGUUACCUCCCCCUUUGCAGUGAUCCAUCAUUGAAUAAGCUCUAGUGACCUUGAGUGCCAUAUAUUGACCUUGAGUGCCAGAUUUUGGAGGGAAAGGGUGUGACAGGAGUCUUGUACUGCAGCACCGGUACAAAAGAAUGCUGACUACUGAUAAUUAUUAAGUUCUUUCUAUGUAAUGAUUCUGUACAUCAGCUCUCAAAGCUGAUGGACGCGUACAUUAUAAAAUUCAUUAAGUAUUGGGAUAAAUGAAGAGUCAACUGUAGGAGUGGUGAUAAGGGUUUGUAUGAAUCAAGGGGGAUAUUUCCUCUUGGUAUACUAUAGGGCAGCUAUAGGACAGAAAUUAUCUGAAGCGUUAAGUCCAUGUAGGUGUACUAGUAUUAGCUGGUCCUUUGUUUGCUGGAUAAAUUGUUCUUAGCCUUUUUGCACAUACUAAGGCUAUGUAUCAUUAAGGAGCAUUUAUUAUGUAUUAAAUAGUAAAUGAUAUGGUUUGGUGAACUUUGUAUAAUGUUGACAGAAUUUUGAUAUGUUACAAGGUUGCUGCCUGAAAUUUGGUGUAGUUCUACAAUAGUUUUCUUGCGAGAAAAAUCUUUUUAAA